Colletotrichum destructivum is the source of this 2094-nucleotide messenger RNA. Its product is annotated as Putative proton-dependent oligopeptide transporter family, PTR2 family proton/oligopeptide symporter. The transcript has a single exon. NCBI's taxonomy places the organism in Eukaryota, Fungi, Ascomycota, Sordariomycetes, Glomerellales, Glomerellaceae. The record is from RefSeq and is a predicted model, not a curated record. The coding region runs from base 468 to 2093 and encodes 541 amino acids. Gene Ontology annotation, biological process: oligopeptide transport; transmembrane transport. Gene Ontology annotation, molecular function: tripeptide transmembrane transporter activity. Gene Ontology annotation, cellular component: plasma membrane; fungal-type vacuole.
CUUCUAGUUUUGGCGGUCUAGGCGAGGGAUUUUGUUCCCCUUCUACCAGCCAAUGCCAAUGAAAAACAAUUCACACAGAUUCCUCGUCUGCCACUCCCCGGACACCGGCAGAAGAACCUCGACAGCAGCUCUUGUCCUCGUCCCGACAGAUUUGCAGACCUUGAAUAGAAGACCCUAGCGAAACAGCCUCAACCUAGUCAUGACUAAUAUAAAAAAACACGCUCGCUUACGAUGCCGUUGUUGCAAGCGAGCGACGGAAGGAGGUCGUAAACGGACGGAGAAGAAAAGAAAACCAAAUCUUGACUUCUCCUCCUACCUACGCAGUUUCCAGUAUUGCCGUGGUUAGACAACUAUUCCCCUGUCCCUGAACAGAAUAUUGAAUCAUCCUACGACUGCUUAGCUUUUUUCGCCUCCGUCUUAAGACACCACCACCACCACCACCACCACAACAACAACAACCAUCAACCAUGACAGACCAAGUAGGCCGGGCGGAUGGCCCAGACCUUACCGGUCCUCUCGAAAUGUCCAGCACAGGCGAUCUGGAGAAGGCCGACGACGACGACGCCGGCCAGCUUGACGAGAGCCAGGCCACCAAGGACCUCCCCAGGGUGGCGGAUAGGAUCCCCAACGCGGCCUGGCUGGUCAUGCUGCUCACCAUGGCCGAGCGCUUCUCCUUCUACGGCAUGACGACGCCCUUAAUGAACUACAUGCAGAACGGCCGUGGCGACCCUCUGCGCCCCGGCGCUCUGGGCUGGGGCCAGUCGAGGGCCUCGCAGGUCUCCAACGUCUUCAACAUCAUCUCGUGGCUGACGCCCAUGGCCUCCGGCAUCGUCGCCGACAAGGGGCUCGGCCGCUACCGGACGCUGUGCGUCACCUUCGUCGUCUACCUCGCCGGCACCGUCCUCCUGUUCGUCUCCAGCCUCGAGUCCCUGGCCCCUUACUCCGCCGGCCUCUUCAUCGCCUCCCUGGUCCUCAUUGCCCUGGGCAUGUCGGGCGCCAACGGCCUCAUGGCCGCCUUCGUCGGCGACCAGUAUACCACCGAGGACGGCGCCGUCGUCACCACCCGCAGCGGCGAGCACGUCGUCGUCGACCGCACCCUGACCCUCGAGUCCAUCUACAACUACUACUACUGGUGCAUCAACGUCGGCGGCCUGUCCGGCCUGGCCACGACCGCCCUCGAGCUGCACGUCGGCUUCUGGGCCGCCUAUCUGCUGCCGCUCUGCGCCCUCUCCGUGUCGGCUGCCGUGCUCGUCCUCGGACGCGGUCGUCUGGUCCUCGCACCCACACAGUCCUCAGCCCUCCCGGACGCGCGUCGCGCACUCUGGCUGGCCGUCCGCGGCGGCUUCUCCCUCGACAAGGCCAGGCCCGCCCGCCAGCAGCUCCAACACUCGCGCAAGGUGCCCUGGACCGACGACUUCAUCGACGAGCUCCAGACGGCCAUGGUGGCCUGCCGUAUGAUCUUCGCCGUCUGGCCCGUGCUCCACCUCUGCCGCGGCCAGAUCAACAACAACCUCAUCUCGCAGGCCGCCCAGAUGGACACCUCGAGCAUCCCCAACGACAUGAUGUACAACGCCAACCCCGUCAUCAUCAUCAUCCUCAUGCCCCUCGUCGACCGCUUCCUCUUCCCUUGGCUGCGCCGUUCCGGGUUCCCCCUGACGGCCACGACCCGCCUCACGGCCGGCUUCGCCCUUGAGGCCCUCGCCAUGGCCAUGGCCGCCGUCGUGCAGAAGCUCGUCUACAUCUCGCCGCCCUGCUACGACGCCCCCCUGCGCUGCGCCGCGUCCAAUGCCGGCGCCAUCCCGAAUGCCGUCUCCGUUUUCGUGCAGCUGCCGGUGUACCUGCUCGAGGCCAUGUCCGAGAUCCUGUCCUCGCCGGCCGGCUGGGAGUUGGCUUUCAGCAUGGCGCCCGGCAGCAUGAAGAGCGUGAUGCAGUCCGUCUUCAUGACCACCGGCGCCGUUGGUGCCGGCUUGAGCAUCGCCAUCAGUCCCAUGUACAAGGACCCCGAGAUGCUUUUUGUUUGGGCUUCUUUAGCUAUCGUCAUGGCAAUAGCGACUGUGAUAUUUUAUGCUGUCUGGGGCAGGAAUCUUCGUUGAA